Molecule: messenger RNA, 1887 nt
Organism: Magnolia sinica
Lineage: Eukaryota; Viridiplantae; Streptophyta; Magnoliopsida; Magnoliales; Magnoliaceae
Product: ruvB-like protein 1
Exons: 6
Coding region: 790-1170 (126 amino acids)
Biological process (GO): regulation of transcription by RNA polymerase II; chromatin remodeling; box C/D snoRNP assembly
Cellular component (GO): NuA4 histone acetyltransferase complex; Swr1 complex; Ino80 complex
Molecular function (GO): DNA helicase activity; ATP binding
Source: RefSeq, a predicted model, not a curated record
AAAAGAAACUUCUAGAGAUUGGAAAGUCAGGAGUUGUUGCUACUCUCUUAGCUGCCUGUGAACUUGGUAAAAAAAUAAAGUGCGACUUUGGGGAGCGGUGGUUUUGUUUUCUAGAAUUUGAAGAUAUAUUUUGUCAAUUCAUUUCCACUUCCUUGAAUCUCAAACCGUUUUUUGUUGUUGUUGAAAGGUCAAGAAACUUGCCUCCCUUACGUUCACAAAUCACCUUUCUUCCUAGCUACGGUGAUGUCAGCACAUUACUAGUUUAGGAGCUUGAAAUAUAUUGCUAGGAGAUCCAUUGAAAAAAGUGUAUUGUUAGGAGAUGAUAAUUAGCCAUUUGCUAAAUAUUAUCCCAUGGCACUUUUCUUCAUACAGGCAGUCCUUUUUGAAACAUGGCAUUUAAUGGUGGCCUGUGGUCAUAAUGUCAGCAUAUGUUUUGUGGGGCUCAUAAUUUUUCUCCUAGUGGACCCAAAAGACUUGAAGUCACUGUUUGGCUCAGAUUUUGUAUUCAUGCUAGCGAAACCAAAUGCAGAAUAUUCUUUUCUUGAUUGACUGUCAGUUUUUCUUUUCUGGGUCUUCUAAUGGGCUUAUAGUAGGAACAUAAGGUGAUGAAUAUCUUGACUUCUCUCUUUGCAUAAGUACCAUAAGUUUUAUGCCCCCCCACCCAUUUCUCCCUCUUUUGAGAUGUUCUGAUUGUUUAUUUUUUCAUUCCCUUGCUAGGAUGUUACACUCCAUGAUUUGGAUGCUGCAAAUGCUCGCCCACAAGGAGGGGCAAGAUAUAUUAUCGGCCAGAUGAUGAAACCCAGGAAGACUGAAAUUACUGAAAAGCUACGACAAGAAAUUAACAAGGUUGUUAACAGAUAUAUCAAUGAAGGGGUAGCUGAGCUUGUCCCUGGAGUCCUAUUCAUUGAUGAGGUUCACAUGCACGAUAUGGAAUGCUUUUCAUACCUUAACCGUGCCCUAGAAAGCUCACUAUCACCAAUAGUAAUUUUUUCUACGAACAGAGGAAUAUGCAAUGUCAGGGGAACUGAUAUGAGCAGUCCACAUGGCAUACAUGUUGGCCUGUUAGACCGUCUUGUGAUUAUAUGGACAGAAACUUAUGGUCCAGCUGACAUUAUACGGGAGUGCGAUGGAGAUAUACACCGGGUAUUAUCAAACACUGUAAGCAAUUGAGUAGCUGGUAAUAACGCAAGAGGAAUACUACCUCAAAUGCUUGCAUGGUUGAAGUUACACUUCAGAUGAUCAAUUCAAAUCUAAGAUCAUUUAAACGACAUCAUUUCAUUGAGCAAUGUGAGUAGUACAUGUGUAAAAAAGAUGGAGAACGGGCCUAGCAGCAUACAUGCCAACAUGGUACACUUGUGGGAGAUUAAGACAGCUGGUGAUUGGAUCGAAAGUCAGGCCGGUCAGCUUGUCAGGUGGGUGAUAAGCAUACAUUGAAUGUGAACCAAUGGUUAUUUUCCUUGCAAAAUUUUCAUUUUUCUAUUACUAUUGUGAUGCAACCGAUGUGUGGAACACUGAGUUUUGGAAGUUCAUAGCUGCAGAGGUAUGCCGUGUUUACAUAAUUUGAGGACCAGUGAGAUUUGUCUCAUGUGGGCCAUAUAUAUGCUAAUGUUGGCCAUAUGUUAUGGGACCUUCUAAAUGUAUGGUUUGGAUCAUCAUAUCAUGAAGUGAACGGGCAAGAUGAUUGGGCGAUCCUUGUAGGCAAAUCUCAUUUAGUACUAAACUGUUAGACACAUGCAAUGUAUACUCACACCCGCAUGCACUCACAUCUGCUACCACAUAUCCAUGCAUGUUUCAGCCCUUGGCCCUUUAUAUACACACUCCCCCUUGUAUACACAUUUACUUGACACAAUGAACUCCCCAUCAUUUUCAACCGUUCCUAAAUAGAGA